CGAAGGCGCGCCACUUCAUUGGCCCCCGCGUGAGGGGCGGGGCUAAAGAGCGCGGGUCCUCGGCGGUGGAGGGUCAAGUGGCUUCUUCUGAGCGCUGAGGGAGGGGAGCGUGCGUAGGGGAUGGUGCCAGCGCUGCGUUAUUUGGUUGGUGCCUGCGGACGGGCCCGCGGGAGUUUCGCCGGUGGCUCCCCUGGGGCGUGCGGGUUCGCGUCUGGGAGGCCAAGACGGCUGUGUGGAGGUAGCCGCAGCGCCAGCAGCAGCUCGUUUGAUAUAGUCAUUGUUGGUGGCGGAAUUGUGGGGCUUGCCUCUGCCAGAGCACUCAUCCUGCGACAUCCAUCACUUUCUAUUGGUGUUCUGGAAAAGGAGAAAGAUUUAGCUGUUCACCAGACUGGACAUAACAGUGGUGUCAUACAUAGUGGAAUUUAUUAUAAACCUGAGUCUCUGAAAGCCAAAUUAUGUGUACAAGGUGCAGCCCUCCUCUAUGAGUACUGUCAGCAAAAGGGAAUUUCCUACAAGCAGUGUGGCAAGCUUAUAGUAGCUGUUGAACAAGAAGAAAUUCCCAGACUUCAGGCCCUAUAUGAGAAAGGCCUCCAGAAUGGUGUCCAGGGCCUGAGGCUGAUCCAGCAGGAGGAUAUAAAAAAGAAGGAGCCAUAUUGUAGGGGUCUAAUGGCUAUUGAUUGUCCACAUACUGGCAUUGUGGACUAUCGGCAGGUGGCUUUGUCAUUUGCCCAGGAUUUCCAAGAAGCAGGUGGCUCUGUCUUGACCAAUUUUGAAGUAAAAGAUAUUGAAAUGGCUAAAGAAAGUCCUUCAAGAAGUAUAGAUGGAAUGCAAUAUCCAAUUGUUAUAAAGAAUACAAAGGGAGAGGAAAUCCGAUGUCAGUAUGUUGUGACAUGUGCAGGACUUUACUCAGACCGUAUUUCAGAGUUGAGUGGCUGCACUCCUGAUCCUCGAAUUGUACCAUUCCGGGGAGAUUACCUGCUCUUGAAGCCAGAAAAAUGUUAUCUUGUAAAAGGAAAUAUUUAUCCGGUCCCAGAUAGCCGGUUUCCUUUCCUAGGAGUUCACUUCACACCAAGGAUGGAUGGCAGUAUUUGGCUAGGGCCUAAUGCAGUUCUUGCCUUUAAACGAGAAGGUUACAGACCCUUUGACUUCAGUGCCACAGAUGUUAUGGAUAUAAUUAUCAAUAGUGGCUUGAUUAAACUGGCAUCCCAGAAUUUUUCCUAUGGAGUUACUGAAAUGUAUAAAGCGUGUUUUCUUGGUGCAACAGUGAAGUAUCUUCAAAAAUUCAUCCCUGAAAUUACUAUCAGUGAUAUACUUAGGGGCCCAGCUGGAGUAAGAGCCCAGGCCCUGGAUAGAGAUGGAAAUCUGGUGGAAGAUUUUGUAUUUGAUGCAGGAGUUGGGGAUAUUGGAAAUCGCAUUCUUCAUGUGAGAAAUGCACCUUCUCCUGCUGCUACUUCUUCCAUUGCAAUUUCUGGAAUGAUUGCAGAUGAAGUACAACAAAGAUUUGAAUUAUAAAUAAUGAAAAGAGCUAGAUGGAGUUUCACUCUUGUUGCCCAGGCUUGAGUGCAAUGGUGCGAUCUUGGCUCACUGCAACCUCUGCCUCCCGGGUUCCAGCGAUUCUCUUGCCUCAACCUCCUGAGUAGCUGGGAUUACAGGCGCCCACCACCAUGCCUGGCUAAUUUUUUGUAUUUUUAGUAGAGACGGGGUUUUGCCAUGUUGGCCAGGCUGGUCUCGAAUUCCUGACCUCAGGUGAUCCACCUGCCUCAGCCUCCCAAAAUGCUGGGAUUACAGGUGCGAGCCACCAUGCUCAGCCCUGAAUCCCUGACUUUGUUAAUGACCUGUCCUUACCAACCAUGACCUAGAGAAGAUUUGGCUUUUUAAGAGUUUUGGAGAAAGAUGGCAUAAAAAUGGAUUAUUUCCUUAAAUCAGUUUUUUAGCAUUAUGCAACCUAAGCUUGUUUGGUCUCUCAUAGACAAGAAAAUACAUUAUAUUGUAGGUUACAUUCUUUUAAUUUUGAAGAGUCACAAAACUCACAUUAUUUAGAGCAACAAUAUUUGUAUUUGGAAAUUAAAAAUUCAUGAUUUCAAGAAAAUACAUAAAAUUUACAUUUUUGAGUAGUUUGAAUAAGUUUCUGUCUUAAUUAUAAUAUUUGUAGGAAAUAACAAACUCAAAGCCUUUAUUAUUUCCAGUCUCUUUGUAACUGAUGUGGUAUGGUGUCAUCAUGAAAUCUAAACAGU
Messenger RNA from Gorilla gorilla gorilla (western lowland gorilla), 2234 nucleotides. It is a transcript of the gene L2HGDH, whose product is annotated as L-2-hydroxyglutarate dehydrogenase. Lineage: Eukaryota; Metazoa; Chordata; Mammalia; Primates; Hominidae. The transcript is spliced from 11 exons. The coding region runs from base 121 to 1512 and encodes 463 amino acids. The record is from RefSeq and is a predicted model, not a curated record. Gene Ontology annotation, molecular function: (S)-2-hydroxyglutarate dehydrogenase activity.